GACAACUUCUGUCUCACUUCUGUCUCAUGACACAUUGCAGCUAAUUUGAAUUUCAAAGGUGUCAGUUUUUUUACUCACCCUGUAGACUCGUCCUCUUUCGGUAGGAUUUCUUUCUCUCCGCUGCUCUUCAGGUGCAAUUCGAUAUCCAUGUCAAUAGACGAAGAUGUUGACAUACUCGCCGUUUCGACACGCUUCGUUCGUCGUUGUUUGUUGUUUCACUUUACGUUGACCUUAAAGCUCGGUUUUUCCACUCAUGUUACGGCAGUAUUCGUUUAAAGUAUUUCAUAAUAUGUUGGAAUAUUGCGUGAAUAAUUUUUGAGGAAGUUAGUGUUUACCACAGUGUAGCUGUGAACUGAUUGCCAAAAGACCGAAGACUUGACAACCAGUUGCCCAAAGAUUAAAAAUCUUAACAGAUAAGCUUGAAGGACAAUAACUGCUUAAACAUUCGCACAGACUGUCAACGCAUAACCCAAAAACGUUUUAUCACAAGGUAAUUCGUGAAAGAAAUGUAAAGAUACUCACCACAUGGUCAUAGGCUAUAGGACGGAUAACAGACGAUCACAGAAGAAUACAGACGAGCAACAGACGAAUACAGACGAGUAACAGACGAGUAUCAGACGAGUGACAGUCGGUAACAGGUCUAUUGAGUCUAAAAAUGGAGAUUACAUAUUUGAAGCCAUUUGUGUUCUACGCUUUUUUUCUGCGCCAUUUUCUUACUGGUCUCGAUAUUUUCAUCAUUGUACCGACUGCCUGGUAUUACGUCAAAUCGCUUGGACAAAAUAUAACUUUCUUUGGAAUUGUUAUGUCAGCAUACCAACUGAACUCUCUUUGGUCCAGCCCUAUCAUUGGGAAAUUAGCGGAUAAAUUUGGACAUUAUAAAUGUAUCAUCGUCGUCAGUAUGUUUUUGAGGGUCAUCUCCUAUGUUAUAUAUUCAAUCCCAGUCUCUGCCUAUUUUCCCUUGGCAGGCAGAUUGUUAGCUGGUUUUUCCAGUGGAUGUAUUGGAGUUAUUUUUGGGCAAAUAACAUUGUAUACACCAAAAGAACACCGCGCGCAAAUUUUUAUAAUGUUGGAUGGAAUAUUAACCUUGGGAACUCUUUUUGGUCCGACAGUUGGCGUAUUUUUUACCUUUAAUGCCAAUAUUCUUGGUUGGAAAAUUGAUGCUGGUAAUUCCCCAGGUAUUGUUUGUGGAAUAUUAUGGUUUGGAAUGUUCGUAAUUUCACUUUGGCUUCCUGACGAGUUUGGAACAAUGAAAGUGGCAGAUGAUAACGAUGAUGAUGUUCUUGAAACUCAAGAUUCCAAUGAAGAACAGAGAUAUGGUUCUUAUUCUCAAAUUUUCUUGAUAUUUUACCUUGUAAUUUUAAGCCUCUUUUACUCAAACACGACAACAAUUUAUGUCCCCUUGCUUGCACAAGACCACUUCCAUCUUCAACUCGUUCAUGUGAAAAUGUUAUUCCUCGUGUGUUCUUUAUUUUCAAUGGUUCUUUUCAUCUUGUUCUACAUUGCUGCGAAAUAUUACCAUGAGACCCAAUUGCUAAUUUGUUCUAUGCUAAUCCAGUUAACUGCGUUAACGUUGUUAAGCUUUAUUGCGUUCAGUUGGGACAUCGCGUUCGGUGUUUACGGUGGUUAUAUUCUCUUUCCUUACAUCUGUCUUGGAAUGCCAUUCUUUUCCUUUUCUUUGGGUUGUUCUCUCUUGUCUAAAAUAACACAUCAAAAAGACGCAGCCUUUUACCAAUCUUCGUCAGUUGCCGCACUUCAACUAGGAUAUUUGCUGGGGCGUUUAACCGCAUCCAACAUUUUUGCCAAGACAUCACUUUUGUGGUUUUGUUUAGCGCAGUUUUUAUCCUGGACACUUGGUGCUGUCUGGUUUGCUUUAGAGUAUCCCUCCUUACGAAGAGCAGGGGCAAAUAUAGCUUAACACAGUUUAAUCGCUACACUUCUAGCGCUGCUUUCAACGAUAUGGGACCGGUACUGAGAUAAUAAAAUGGCGAUGACAGAGCUCGUUUGUAAAAUUACCCCGAAUUUGCCGUAAUACGUAAUAUGUUGUAGCUCUCUUCUGUUUUGGAAGUUUUAUGACGAUGCAAUUUGUGGAAAAGACGACUUUUGCGUGACUUAGCGUUAUCUAAUUAUACGUGUUGACUAAUUGAUAUAAUGUGUAUUAAAGUGAAUAAUUAUAUAUAGCUCUUACUGUAUUUUUAUGAGCCAAUUAAACAUGUUAUUAGGUGUUUUAAAUAGGAAAUUAGACCGUGAAAUUCCCCUGAAUCCCUCACUGCCACAGGCAAUGGCAGGGCUUUUGCCUGAUCACAGUUAAUAGAAUAUACAUGGUUUUGAGACUAAAAUAAGAGAACAAUUCAAUUCAUCUCGUCAGGUGUCUAUUGCAUGUA
Messenger RNA from Dendronephthya gigantea, 2381 nucleotides. RefSeq names its product tetracycline resistance protein, class H-like. Gene Ontology annotation, biological process: transmembrane transport. The transcript is spliced from 6 exons. The record is from RefSeq and is a predicted model, not a curated record. Lineage: Eukaryota; Metazoa; Cnidaria; Anthozoa; Malacalcyonacea; Nephtheidae. Gene Ontology annotation, molecular function: transmembrane transporter activity. Bases 656 to 1915 code for a protein of 419 amino acids.